GUCAGAAGAUGCAUCGUUGCGGACCAAUGCCACGAGUGGACGGCCAUCACCUAGCGGAUCUCCGCUUCCGUUAGACACUCCUUUUGCUGUUGAUCUAAGGAUUCCUGAUCCCAGCAGUAUGGCGGACCCGGCGAUCUCUGUCGCAGAAAGUGAACAUACUCUCAAUUCACCCUCCCGCGAGAAAGUCCAUGUCGGAGAGACAUCGUCGUUGUCUUUCCUGUUCUUCUUAAGAAGGACUGUCAAAUCUUUUGUUGGGUCGGUUCCUUUUACCGAUGGCGAACGCCAUCACUUCACGGUAGAAUUAGAUUCUAGAAGCUCGAGGGUCCAAAGUCCACAGCCAUCACCGGCAAGGCUUUACUCGCUAUUGGACUCCUAUUUUGAAGCUACCAGCGGUAUUUUGGACCUAUUUACGGCAAAUGAAAUUGACUUUCUCAUAUCCGAACGACCAUUUUCUCAGGAUAACACAACUCACUCACCCCCUAAGAGUGAUGAUGCCGCUGCUCUUGACGUUGCUCUAGCUAUUGGGGCACAAGCACGAGGACUGAAGGAUGAUCAACCGUUUUCCGAGGCUUGUUUCUCUCGAGCCCGUAUGAUGGCAUUCCAGGAUAUGCUGAUGUCGCAGAGCCUUGGCAAGAUCCGUCUUUUUAUUCUUCUAGCCUUUUACGGGCUUGGGGCUUGUAACAGAAACUCAGCGGCAAUGUUCCUUGCGGUUGCGGCCAAGGCUGCCGUGAUCUUAGACCUUGAAAGCUCUCAAGACGAUGAGACCUCCGAGGAAGCGAGCACUAGAAAGAGGUUAUGGAACAGCGUGCGGAAUCUAGACAUUCUGAGCAGCUUUAUAAUUGGAAGACCCAAAAGUUUGCCGCUCAAGAGUCAGAGUGCAGCAAAGCCGAAAGCUUUCAGUGAGGAUGAAAGUGUAUCCACCCAGUCAACUUUUGCCGCAAUGGUCGACGCCUGCAUUUUCCUAGACAAUAUUGUCGAUACACUCGGCAAAAAUCACAAUAUAUUACACACCCCUACGGCCGAAGACUUACUCCAAGAACUUCUCCGUUGGAGCCGGAACUUACCCCAAAACAUACGCCAAUUUACGUCUUUGACACCAAGUAGCUGCAAUUUGGAGCCUGCCGACCGACAAUUCCUCAUGGGAAGCAUGCAUCUUUCGUGCGUGUACUAUUUUGCAGUCAUACUCAUUACACGACCAUUUCUAGUAGCCUACUUGACUUCAAGGUUACGGGGCAAAGCACCCGAUCACCUGAUUAAUGAUCCUGAUCAGGCAUCUGAUAUCAAGCUCAAAAACAACAAGGUAUCCAGGAUAUCACAGGUCUGCGUGAGCUCAGCAAUCACUAUGGUUGACAUGUGCAUCAAAGCCAAAGACGUCAACUUCACUUUCGGGAAUUUCUGUCUGAUUGAAGCAUGGUUAUUCGGGGCGGGACUAGUCCUCGGGUUUUCCAUGUUUGCGGGCGAGCCACGAAAGGACAUCGAGGACUCCUUCCAGAACGGAUGCAUAAUUCUGGCAGACAUUGCCCUGAGUAGCCCACAGGCUCAGCUUUACUAUAAUAUCCUUAUCAACUUCGCCGAAGCUGUGACCAAAUAUCGACAGAGAGUGGCCGAUGAGAUGCACCAUGCAGUUCAGCAUUAUCUGGAUCGCAUUCUGGUCAUUGAACCUACAGCAACGCAUAGAAAUGUUCAACAGAGACAUAAUGGUGACAUCCAGGAUUUUGGAAAGUCCUGGGAUGAUUGUCUGGCUAGCAACCCCGAGUUACAUACCGAGGCUGAUCCGCGACCCAUGCUUCAAUUGCCUGCAUUUCAGGACCAGCAAGACUUUGGGGCUGGGGGUGAUAUUCUGUAUUCUGCAUACUUCUCACCUGAUUUUGAGUCAUUUGACCAGUUAUUCUAUACAAUCGAAUAAGAUCUUGGGCGCCAGCCUUUACCUCAACUAGGAUAUGAC
Penicillium canescens is the source of this 1945-nucleotide messenger RNA. Its product is annotated as fungal specific transcription factor domain-containing protein. The coding region runs from base 119 to 1906 and encodes 595 amino acids. Gene Ontology annotation, molecular function: RNA polymerase II cis-regulatory region sequence-specific DNA binding; zinc ion binding; DNA-binding transcription factor activity, RNA polymerase II-specific. Gene Ontology annotation, cellular component: nucleus. The record is from RefSeq and is a predicted model, not a curated record. NCBI's taxonomy places the organism in Eukaryota, Fungi, Ascomycota, Eurotiomycetes, Eurotiales, Aspergillaceae. Gene Ontology annotation, biological process: DNA-templated transcription; positive regulation of transcription from RNA polymerase II promoter by galactose. The transcript has 5 exons.